This is a messenger RNA of Phyllotreta striolata, 3547 nucleotides long. The record is from the annotation of a GenBank genome assembly. Lineage: Eukaryota; Metazoa; Arthropoda; Insecta; Coleoptera; Chrysomelidae.
AUUUAUUUGCUCACCUGUACAUUAUCUCAAUUUGUAUUUAUCUAGUUACAAUCCAGACAAGUUUUAUAAUAAAAAACACACACACACAAAUCGUUUACAGAUAUUCAAAUAUUAUGUUUUUAUACAAUACAGUGACAAAAUAACCGGUUAUAAAGUAACAGUUCUCACCGAAAAUGGCAGAUAACCAAUAUCCCCCACAAAAUUAUAUAAAAACGAAAAAAUAAAUACUUUAAAUUAAAGAUAGUUUUAUAAUAAAACAUUAGUCUCAUCUAGUGACAAAAUAACCGGUUAUAAAGUAACAGUUACUACCAAAAAUGGCGGAAUACUUGCACUUAUAACCUACACAGCUUUAAAUAAACAAUUUCUUUCAUCAUUCUAGACAUCAUUACAAGGGACUCAUAUCAAAAUCGAUUCAAAUUAAAUGAAAUAUCGGUUAAUUCAACUGGUAUUAAUCUAUCGAAUAAAAUAAAUACUCAAAAAAGUCGCUCGGUAUAAAAAUAAACAAAAACACCCGUUUGUCGUGCAAACGCUCUUUUCUGCCGCGCGAACAACCUCGCUUAAUUCCUAUAAAAAAUCUCGCAAAAACUCGUCGCGUCCCAUUUUACCAAACCUGGCACUUCUUCGUGGGAUUCAUGCCGGCCCCCACGGGGCAAUUAAAGUCCCUAGCAAAGUACUCCAUAUUCGAGAGGGGCCCGUUCACGCGGAACUUGUCGGGCGCGUGCUCGUCCGUCACGAUCAUCUGCUGGAGCUCCUCCAAUCUCGUCUGCGAGCACCAAACGCUCGCCGCCGACAGCCAGAAGAGCUGCCUGGCCGUGUAAUUCACCCCCGGCAGGGCUUCCUCCUCCGCGUUGCGCCCCGCCCACCUCUCGUAGGCCAAAUAGGCUUGCUUUAUGCCGCCGUUAUCGGCUAUGUUCUCCCCCUGCGUGUUGAUGCCGUUGAGCUGGAAAGGAACCGAUUUGAGAAGAGGGGGUUUUGGUUAGUUCUGUGCGUGGAUUUGGGGACUUUCAUGCUCUAGUACUAAGUACUGGUACUAGAUUCGGUGACGAAGGAACGGUGCAUUAAGUGUAAAUUGUGUCGUGCAUAAACGCCCGCCUCUGCCGUGCAAAAACAACCCCAAAUAAUUUGGUACCUCGUAUAACUUACACCGAAUAACUCCCACUAAAGAGGCCUCACAAUUUAUUUUAUUAGUAGGUAUAUCGACUACUCCAUGGCCAGAUUUUUCUCUGACUGUCCACAAAUCCCGAGAUAAUCUGUGUAUAUAGCCUAUAUACAACUUUUAUAACCUCUUUAUAGCCUAUAAAAACGUCUAUGUAGCCUAUACAGGGUGCCUCAUAAGUUGAUACUUUUUUUUGGAAAAUAAAAAAGAUGGAAAUUUUUAAAAUUUCUUUAAAUUUCGAAUAUUUUCCAACGUGUACUUGCCAUUACCAUACUUGUGUCAAAAAAUAAUAAAUAAUUAAUGACAAUCAAUCAAAAUGGCGACAAUUUUGAGCAAUUUCUUGAACUUAAUGAACAGGGCCGUAUUAAGUAAGUUUUUAAUAAUUAAAAAUUGAAAAAAAACAUGUUCUCUUAUAUUCCGGAAUAUUAAAAAAUUUUACUUGAAAAAGUUGCUUAGAAUUAAAAGAUCUAUACGCAGUUAAAAAUGCAUCAACUUAAAGACACCCUGUAUAGUUUAUAUAACUUCUACAUAACCUCAGGCCUCAACCAAAAUGAAAGUGUACCUUACGUUAUUUUCACCAAAUUUUUCCCAUUUGUCCAAUCACCCCAAAGUAACCUAUAUAGCCUAUUUAACCCAUAUAACCAAUAUAGCCUAUAUAAGUCAUAUAGCCUAUAUAACCCCCAUAUAGCCUAUAUAACCCAUAUAGCCUAUAUAACCCAUAUAGCCCAUACAACUUAUACAACCCAUGUAGUAUAGUAUAACCCAUAUAAUAUAGCCUAUAUAACCUAUUAACUUACGUUGAGCGCAAGUUCGGGUACGCUGUAGUUGCCGUAUUGAUCAAUGAUGCAUUGAGCCUUCUCGACGAAGCGGGUCUUGGUGGUUUCCUGCCACCAGUCGACCAGGUUGCCGUUCUUGUCGAACUGCCUGCCUUGGUCGUCGAAACCGUGGGUUAUCUCGUGGCCUAUGACGAAACCAAUGGCGCCGUAGUUCAUGUACCGAGGCCGGUCGGCGUCGAAGAAGGCGCCCUGCAGGAUGCCGGCGGGGAAUUCUGCGGAAGGGACGGAAGGGAGGGCGAUUAGAGUAGUCUUUGAAGCCUUAUAGAGAAGGCUAGGCUUCGAGGUCGGUAGAUAACUUACGAAUGCUGUUUUCGAUUGAUGAAUAGUAGGCGUUGACUACUGCCGGUCGGCCGUGGGUGAUCCAGUCCGUUUUGUUCACAGGCUGCCGGAGCCUUUUGAAGGAAAAUCUCGUGCCGAAGAGGGUCAGGUUCAGGACCGAUCUCAUGUACUGUUCCGGGUCGAUUUCCAGCUAAAACAGCGACGAUAUUAAGGAUUUCAAAGGUUUCGAAGGAAUACUAUGGAUUCUCAAAUACUUACUCCAUCAUAGAACUCGAUGAGCUUGUUGUCGUCCAAAAGCUCGUCUGGAUAGGCUAUGUGAGUGGUCAUGGAUUUGGCCUUAUCCAAGGCGUUCUUCCUGGUAGCCUCGUCCAUCCAAUCGACAACUUUCAGGAUGUCCUCGAACUCCAGCCUAAUAUCCUUGACCAUCUCCUGCGCGUUCUUCCUGGCAUCUUCGUUAAAGUAUUUCCUCACGUAUAGAGCUCCCGAAGCAAUGGACAAACUGCAAAGGAGUAUCAGUCAUUCCGUUUGUUCCAGAGCAGGAUUAUUGCUCACCUUCCAGAUGUAAUGUCGAUGCACUCUUUCCACCUGGGUUCUCUUUCAGUCUUUCCAGUAAUUACUGAGGUGUAUUCCAGCUGCCUUUUCCUCAGAGCCUCAUUAAGGUAGGAUACCGAAUUGGCAGCCGCCCUCCACAUGACGUAGUUAAUUUGUUUACCUUUUCGGGGUUUUCUCCAUCAAAGUCUGCAGCGAUUUCAUGUAGGACGGGACGUUGACGAUGACCAAUUCCCCAGGUUCGACCUUAGCGUCUGGAGCUAGAAGGUUGUUGAUGUAUUCCGUCCAGGGUAUGAAGGAGAACUUCUCUUGGAGUUGCUCGAUGGUCAUGGGAUUGUAAAGUGCCGUCAUGUUCCUGCGUUUUUCGCUCGGCAAUGAAAUCUAGAACGACAGUAAAUUACUUCUCAGGCUGCAAAAGGCUUCGCGAGAGACCUAGCUGCCUCAAACGAGGCGUUUACACACACUAAGUAGGCUUGGAAAAACUCUAAAAAUCUAUAAAAAUUACAAUUUUUGUAUCAAAGCCUUACAGGCUACGACACCGCAGCCUUACCUUAGCCAGCUCCAUUUCAAAUUGCAGCGACUCCUUCAAUUCCUUAACGGCCCUUUCCUUAACGGCGCCGAACAGAACAGCCAGAUCCACCAUGUAAGCGUAGUAGGCUUUUACUAUCUUAUCUUCGAAGCCUUUGAUCAGGAACUCGCGCCUCAAGCCUAACGAAGCCUGGUCUAG